Molecule: messenger RNA, 1482 nt
Organism: Seminavis robusta
Lineage: Eukaryota; Bacillariophyta; Bacillariophyceae; Naviculales; Naviculaceae
Source: the annotation of a GenBank genome assembly
AUGACGACUGUAACGUCUGAUGAUCUUAGCAAACAACGAGGAAAGAAUGAUUCCAUUGGCAUUCAGCUUCAAAGAUUCUUUUCGAAGGUAUCGCUGCGACGUCGCUUGGCUGGAACCUUGGCACUUGCCCUGAUUAUCUUGUGUUCCGCGUUUCGGCGUAAUGUACGACGGGCCAAACACAACAUCACCCCCAAUCCUCAAACUGUGACGCAAAAGAGCAGCCAGACACAGCAACAAGAGAGCAUUCAACAUGCGGCUGCUUGGAAACCUGGGCUCUUGGACAUUCAUCAUCUCCAAGUGGGUAGCAGUGUUUCUACCUUUUGUGUCAUGCCCGAUGGAACCACCAUGCUCAUUGAUGCGGGUGAUGUCAAUGUGGAGUUUUCCCUCAAGGAUUGGUCCAAAAUGGGACAUCCCUUUGACAAACUCCAACUGAAACCCCCGUUUCCCAAUGACUCCAAAACUCCGGUUGAGUGGAUAGUUGACUACAUGAAGGAAUUUUGGCCCAACGGGUUUCACGAGCCCGUUUUGGAUUAUUUGUUGGUGACCCAUUUUCACUCCGAUCACAUUGGAGAUGGAAACGAUGAUGGACAGCGACGAAAAACAGAUCCCCAGCAUGGUUAUGUGAUGUCCGGCAUUCCCGAGUUGCACAGCAGGUUACCCAUUAAUACCAUUAUCGAUCGCGGCUACACGGUACCGGUCGACUUGAAAUCGCUCCACGACAAAACCAUUGACAAUUAUCUGCAUUUUGCCAAGGACAGUCAUAUCCCGUUUCAACAAUUCCAAGUGGGUAGCACGUCCCAAAUUGCACCACGCAAAAACAAGGAGACAUUGGACUUCAAAAUUCAAGUGAUCAAGAGUGGCGUGGACGUGUUGGGGGCAGACGGCAAAGUGCAACAGAUACCAACGGACAAACUACUGAGUCGGGGAAAUGGACACGGCAAUGAAAACACCAUGAGUGCCGCUUUUGUUAUUCAAUACGGGUGCUUUCGGUACUACGAAGGAGCAGAUCAGGAGAUUGUGCGAGACGACGAGGGAAACGUCAUCUUUGAUACCAUUGGGCCAACGGCACGAGCUGCGGGAAAAGUGGAUGUAGCAACCCUCAAUCAUCAUGGACACGGCGUCUCGGAAGACUACAUCAAGUACUUGGAUCCGCCUACUAUGAUACUGCAGGGAUGGUCGUCGGACCAGCCACCCAAAAAGAGCAUGGAAAUGUUGUACAAUUCGAAAAAGAGCAACAAUAAGACAAGACAGAUCUUUGCAACCGACAUUUUCCAAGAACGGCUGGAUGAACUGGGCCCGACCCUAUCGAGCAUGUUCCAAUCCACAUCCGGCCAUGUGCUCGUGCGAGUGCAUCCACCCGAAACAAAACAGUUACGAGGAAGUAGGAACGAUCGACGACAGCGCUAUGAAAUCAUAGUUUUGGAUGGUGACCGACAAGUCAAAAAGCACAUGGAUGUUUUCAAGAAUCCAUGUUCAGGCUAG